Monoraphidium neglectum is the source of this 358-nucleotide messenger RNA. RefSeq lists its product as hypothetical. The record is from RefSeq and is a predicted model, not a curated record. Lineage: Eukaryota; Viridiplantae; Chlorophyta; Chlorophyceae; Sphaeropleales; Selenastraceae. The transcript has a single exon. The annotation marks the transcript as partial.
CGCGGUGGUAGCGGGGCGCGCCGCUGCGGCGGCCACGCUGGCGCUGGGGAAUCUCGUGACCCCUGGCCCCUCGCAGCAGCAGCGGCAGCAGCAGCAGCAGCAGCAGCAGCAGCAGCAGCAGCAGCAGCAGCAGCAGCAGGGCGGCGCACUGGGGCAGGACAAGCUCUCAGCGCUGCUUUCGCGCGCCAAGGGCGACGGCGCGCAAGGGGGCGGCGCACCCACGUCCUCCCACAGCGCGUCAAAGCUGCGCGCCGCGGAGGCGGCGGUGGCGGCUGCGCGGCAGCUGCUGGUGUCUGUGGGGCACCAGCUGCAGCAGGGCAAUGGGCUGCAGCGGCGGGGCAGCGGCGCGGGCGCCUGA